Molecule: messenger RNA, 5263 nt
Organism: Pelobates cultripes (western spadefoot toad)
Lineage: Eukaryota; Metazoa; Chordata; Amphibia; Anura; Pelobatidae
Source: the annotation of a GenBank genome assembly
UAUAUAUAUCUGUGUAUUAGGAGGGGUGUGUAUAUAUAUCUGUGUAUUAGGAGGGGUGUGUAUAUAUAUCUGUGUAUUAGGAGGGUGUGUAUAUAUAUCUGUGUAUUAGGAGGGUGUGUGUAUAUAUAUCUGUGUAUUAGGAGGGGGGGUGUAUAUAUAUCUGUGUAUUAGGAGGGGGUGUGUAUAUAUAUAUCUGUGUAUUAGGAGGGGUGUGUAUAUAUAUCUGUGUAUUAGGAGGGGUGUGUAUAUAUAUCUGUAUUAGGAGGGUGUGUAUAUAUAUAUCUGUGUAUUAGGAGGGGGUGUGUAUAUAUAUCUGUGUAUUAGGAGGGGGGGUGUAUAUAUAUCUGUGUAUUAGGAGGGGGUGUGUAUAUAUAUAUCUGUGUAUUAGGAGGGGUGUGUAUAUAUAUCUGUGUAUUAGGAGGGGUGUGUAUAUAUAUCUGUAUUAGGAGGGUGUGUAUAUAUAUAUCUGUGUAUUAGGAGGGGGUGUGUAUAUAUAUCUGUGUAUUAGGAGGGGGGGUGUAUAUAUAUCUGUGUAUUAGGAGGGUGUGUGUAUAUAUAUCUGUGUAUUAGGAGGGGGGGGUGUAUAUAUAUCUGUGUAUUAGGAGGGUGUGUAUAUAUAUCUGUGUAUUAGGAGGGGGGGUGUAUAUAUAUCUGUAUAUUCGCAGUAGGAGGUCCUGGCAGGUGUUUUGCCCUCCCUCUCCCCCUCUCUCUGUAAUUUUGGAUAAUGCAAGCUUUGCUCUCCCUCCAGCGGCCUGCGAUCCCCCGGGUGCUGUCUUGCCGCUCUAUGGCCGUGUCCCUGCAGGUGUCCCCCGGCCGCUGUGUGUACGAUGAGCCGCUGGCGGUCCGGGCUGAGGGCCUGGAGCCGGGGCAGGCGGUCACCCUGCACACCCAGCUCACCGAUGAGGGCGGCGAGACGUUCAGCUCCCGGGGCCGGUACCGGGCGGGCAGCCGCGGGGAGCUGGAUCUCACACAGUCCCCGGCCCUGGAGGGGGGCAGCUACACCGGCCUGGAGCCCGAGGGGCCCCUGUGGGCGCUGGAGCCCCGCACUCCACACAGGAGGUUCCUGAGGAAGGACGUGCAGAGCCCGCAGCGGGUGGACUUCAGCCUCUACCGGGACCACGAGCCCCUGGGCAAGCUGCUGGCCACCGCCACCCAGGACAGGACCUUCAUGGGGGAAGGAGUGAGCAGGCACCCCGUGAGGGAGGGCAGGGUGAGGGGCAGCCUCUUCUUACCACCAGGUGAGUGGGGGGAGGAGGGAUUGUGGGAGUUGUAGUCCUGCACACCCUGGAGAACACUGACACCUCUCAGAUCCUUCUGAAACUACCAUUUUCACAAUCCUCACCCAGCCUCAUGCACCCCAGAAGGACAGUUUAAUUUCUGUUUGAGACAUUUUUAGGUAACUUGCUAAUAACUUUUUAUUAUUAUUACUAAUCUCUAAAUGAUUGAUUUCUACCCACAUUUAUUGUGGUUUAAAGUCACAUUACAGUGAGAGUAUUAUUGCUGUGGAGCUCUGUUAUCCACUCAGUCACACCAAGAAUAUGGAGCUCCUAGAAAAUUGGGAUUUGGGUACAAAAUAGGGACUGUGCCUCCUAAAUAGGGACACUUGGGAGGUGUGCAGUCUUUAGGUUUGCUGAGCACCAUAGGACAUGUGCACUAUUUAUACAGAUUGUGUGUAUGUUGUUCUUUGAUAAUAGUGGCUGGUUUUCUAUAUAUCAAUUGACCUUUCGUUAGAAGUGUGCUAUAUUUCGUGUGUCAAGUAGAUCAGUAUGGUCAUGAUUUCUGUCUCCAGGAGUUGGACCUUUCCCGGGCAUUAUUGAAAUUCAAGGGACAGGUGGAGGUCUUCUCGAAUACAAGGCUAGCCUCCUGGCUAACAAAGGUUUUGCGACCCUUGCUCUGGCGUAUUAUAACUAUGAAGAUCUUCCAAAAGAAAUGAAUGUGUUUAAUUUGGAGUACUUUGAAGAAGCUGUAAACUACAUGCUGCAACACCCCAAGGUGGGUUUUAAAAUAGCAAUUAGUUUUAAAGGGACACUUUAGGCACCAGAAACACUACGGCACAUUGAUGUUGAUGGGAAUACGUUUGGCCAGUGUACAAAUGCCAAAAUAAAUGUUAAAGGGACACUACAGUUACCAAAACAACUUUAGCUUAAUGAAGCUGUGAACUAGACCGUAAAAAGUGUGAUAAUGUUAUUUCAAAACUGUUAACUGCUGCUGUGCAUUUCACUGUAACUUAUAUGUGAGUAGUCAAUUAUUUAAAUCUUAUUCAAAUAGCAGAACUCAGUACUUAAAGGGUGCAAGAGCCGCGCGCGCAUUCAAACAGUCCAUAGGAAAACAUUACUCAAUGCUUUCCUAUGGACGUCAGCGUCUUCUCACUGUGAUUUCCACAGUGAGAAUCGCGGAAGCUCCUCUAGCUGUUGUCCAUGAGACAGCCACUAGAGGCUGGAUUAACCCUCACUGUAAACAUAGCAGUUUCUCUGAAACAAUUAUGUUUACAGCUGCAGGGUUAACACUAGAUGGACCUGGCACCCAGAUCACUUCAUUGAGCUAAAGUGGUCUGGGUGCCUAAAGUGGUCUUUUAAAUAAAUAAAUAAAUUAGCAUUUUAAACUUUUCUUCAGAGUAAGCUAUUUGCUUUCUUUACCUUAGAUAUGUUGUUCAUUGGUGAUUUCUGUCUCCUGUCUUUUAGGUAAAAGGCCCAGGGAUCGGUCUUAUGGGCCACUCCAAAGGUGGAGACUUGGUUGCUUCAAUGGCUUCCUUUCUGAAGGGUAUAACCGCAGCUGUUCUCGUUAAUGGCUCCAUUGCCAAUGUCGGUGCAGCCCUUAAAUACAAGGAUGUUUUAUUACCUCCCAUUGGCAUCGAUGUCAAGAAAAUGAUAUAUCCUGAGAAAGGGGUGGCUGAUAUCACCAAUAUAUUGGUCAACCCGCUAGAAGAAGGUAACCGUAAAAGCCUUAUUCCUAUUUGGAAAGCCGACUGUAAGUUUCUGUUUGUUGUCGGGCAAGAUGAUCGAAAUUGGAGAAGUGAAUUCUAUGCCCAAACAGCAUGCAGCCUGCUUGUAGAAGCCAGGAAGGAGAAACCAGAAAUUGUACUGUACCCCGAAACUGGUCAUUACAUCGAAGCACCUAAUUUCCCUCUGUGCAAAAUCUCCAUGCACAAACUUGUUGGUCUGCCAGUGGUAUGGGGUGGGCAAACCAGACAGCAUGCUAUGGCUCAGGUGGAUUCUUGGAAGAAAAUCCAGAUCUUCUUCAACAAACAUCUCAACCAGAAAAAUGCUAUGGGGAACAAAUUAUAACACUUGAUUCUAGAAGUUAAUCAUUUCCUACACUCAAUAUAUUUGAGAUAUCUUAACAUUUUUUUCUUUUCUUUUUUUAAAGAUAAAUUGUACCUUAAUGGACUGUUAAUAUAUGAGAGUAUUAAUUUAAAACCAUCGUUUGUAAGAACUUACAGGCUUAUUUACUAAACUCAAUUUUUCUCAAAUUCCAUCUGGCAAAAAUAGGCAGAUUGUGACUACGAUUGAGUUGAAUAAUUGUCCUCAAUCUGCUAUUUUUGCCUCCGUAUUACCGUUCUGAUUUCAAUCACUUGAAUUUUAGUUUAUUGAAUAACCUGUUAGUCUUUUUAUUUAGAUCUGCAAAAGGAAAAUGUAUUUGCCAGCUCAGUAUUUCAAAGUCCCGUUGCAGGACAUUUAUAGCAAUACCACUGUACUGCCACUAGGAGAGAAUGUCAGAGCUGGUCUUUAACAUAUACAACAGUUAUACAUUCAUUAUCUGUUAGUUUAAUCAUUGGCUUGAAAUAAGUUAUCCAUAAAAAUAAAAUAACCUGCUUGUCGGAAAACAAUGCACGAUUAAAGGGACAGACUUGUUUUUCACAAUUUCUUGCAUAACAUUGCUUUGUUUUUUUGUAAUUUUUGUCUCCCACUUAAAUCAAAACUUAUUGCAGUGUUAAGGUGUGUCACGAAUCUCAUUAAAAGAACACUCAACACACACAGCACUUCAGCUUGCUGUCAUUUCAUGACUGUUUAUAAAAGUGAAGUUUUUCAUUAGAAAUUGUUACCUCUAUUUUAGGACAUAGACACCUCCCUGGCUGUCAAUCAGAAAUCCAAAGAUUUGUCUCAUCAAAUGUUGGCUCCACAGAAGCCUCUUGUUGGAGUAUACCAGUAUAUUAGAAGUCUGGGCUGGGGAAAGAGGGGAGAGGGGGGAGGGCUUGCAGAGGCUGCAGACUACAGGUCCGCAGCUUUUGUAAGCUGUUCUUUCAUAUACCACCGCUGCUCCCUGGCCUUUCAUUGGGUAUAACCUGCAAAGCACGAGGACGUCCAGUGCCUUCAAAUUCCCCAUUGGAAAGCUUUGAUUCAAUGCUUUUCUGUGGGGAAGGCUUAAUACGCACAGCGCUCACUACACAUUAGGUUCCCCUAAUCGCUGACAUCAGGGGAGGCGAAGAGGAAUCCAGUGCUAAGGGACCUUGACGCCGGAGUCAGGUAAUUUGUUGAAGCGGGUUAUUUAACCCUUUAUAUUCCUGGAGGGGCAAUGGGAUACUGUAGUGUUCCUUUAAAUGUUAAAUUCUGUCAUUGAUCAGUUUUUCUUCAGACUUGAGGAAAACUCUGAAAAGCUCAUUUAACAAAAAUAUUUUGCUACUCCAAAUAAAAAUGUAUCAUUGCAUACCGCAAUAUUUUGGCAUAUUUUACAUAUGCACACCUUCAAAACCCUGGUGUAUAUGGGUGCCCCAGUGUGUUCUUGGCUUGUCUAACAUAAUUUUGUAAAGUUCCCUUUGUCCGUGUACACAAUGAGGAUUGAACAAACCUGUAUUGUAUGUCUGGUUGAACCAAGUCAGCCUGUUUUGAUACAAUUAAUAAAUAUAUGUUGAACAAAGGCCCAACCUACUAGCCAAGCCUAAAACUUACUUCUCAGCAAAAGUUGCUGUUACCAGCAUUUUGGCUUUGGUGAUAGAUUGUCAUACGACAAGUGAUCUCAGAUGUGUUCAUUAAAUGCGGAGAAUUUCCACGAUCUUUCCAUUUAGUGAAUUUAUCAAACUAGUUUGAUUUGUGUCUGUCUUCCAAAAGAUGGAUUUUAAGAAUUUUUUUGCCGUUUAAUAUGAUUAAAUGUAGAUAUUAUAUUUUUAAAAAAUGGUAAAUGCUUGAAAUUGGAAAUUUGGGCUCCCAAUGUUAAUAUCACUGUGAUUAAACACCAAAUCAAAUGCACUUACUAUGUUGUUUUUCAAUUAAAUAUAUUGUAAAUGUAAUAAAUGAAUUUAUUAAUAAAAAUUAAAUUUAUUUUACAU